AUGAACUCAAUAACCUGCAACACGACCACCCCUAGCUGUGUCUUCGCCAAUCUGGACUGUAAGAUGAGUUUCGCCUUUACUGUGACAGCCUACAGCAAGCAAUGUGAAAGUGAGCCCAGCAAGCCUGUGGAAAUCACAACAGAGCCUUGCCAACCCCAGAGUGUGACUGUCAAACAUGCGUGCAACAAUGACACCAUCACGGUGCAGUGGCAGAACGUAAGGAGAGCAGACUAUUACAUGGUGACUGUGAACGGGGACCUGGGAUACGUGGUGGAAUCCGAGACGCCGCACAUGAUCCUCGAGACCAUGAUUCUAUGCGGGCAGAGCUACACCAUCAGCGUGAGGGGUUGGGACAACAACACCUGUGACGGGCCAAGCAGCGACCCUACAGUGCAGGUCUACACGCAGUGUGAGAACAAUAUGGAUGCUGUGGUCUGGGGAGAAAGUGAGGGAGCUGAGUCCUACACGGCCAUGGCUGUGGGGCGGCACGGCCACAUUCACACGUGCAACACCACAGAGACCAACUGCACGUGGGACAACCUGCACUGCAGCGAUUCCUACACCAUCAACAUCGUCGCUGUCGACUCACAGUGCCACAGCCUACCUAGCAACAACUCCACCAUCUACACAGCACCCUGUCCACCCCAUGGUCUAAAGGCCACGCUGAACUGCUCGAACAAGGUGGUAUCUCUGUCUUGGGAUGCGAGUGAAAUGACCACAUUUUACACUGCGGCCAUGUAUAAUGGGUCCCAAAAGAUAGUGGAGCUCAGCACCAAUGAGACUCUGGCAUACUUCUCAGAGAUAUCCUGCAGCCAGCAGUACAGCUUCACCGUCACAGCCUGGCGCAACGAGCAGUGCAGAAGCACCCCCAGCUCACUGACAUACUUGACCACAGAACCCUGCAGCCCCAGUCAUGUCGUCCCAGUGAUUGAUUGCAUCUCCAGUAGCGCCAGUGUGACGUGGGCGCCCGUCAAUAAAGCGAUGUAUUACGUCGCCACAUUCCAGAGCGAGGAUGGUCAGUCACAAAACUGCUCAUCCCCCCGUACGGCGUGCAGCCUGCCUACGCUGCCUUGCGGCAGGACAUACUCUGUGUUUGUCACAGCCGUCAAUGACCAGUGCAACUCCAUCCCCAGUAUGCCCAAAAUCUUACACACAGUACCCUGUGUCCCGGAGAGUGUCAGCACCAUGGUGGACUGCAUGGACAACACAGCCUUGGUCUCCUGGAAUCGCAGUGAGGGGGCACUGUCCUACAGAGCCAUUGCAAAGGACAGCACAGGAAUCAUGGUCUCUUGUGAAAUGCCCUGCAUCCCGGAGAUCAACAGCUUGUACCUGGACUGCUUCACCAACUCCCUGCUGCUGCAGUGGGAUUAUGUGCAUGGAGCCACAUCCUACACGGCGCUAGCUGAGUCCCACAACCAUGUUGGCACCUCCUGCAAGAGCAACGACACAAACUGCGAAAUAGAGGGCCUGCUCUGCGGCCAGAUGUACACUGUGAGGCUGCUGGCUUCAGACGAACAGUGCAAUAGCACCCCGAGCACCGGCCAGAAGAUUGCGUCAGUACCCUGCAUCCCGCAGAACGUGAAAGCGCAGAUGAACUGCUCCGGAAACAUGGCCUACGUUGAGUGGGACGACAGCAGCGGGGCUGAGUCCUAUGUGGUAAAUGCCUUUGGCAUAGGGGGCUAUAACAGCUCCUGCAGCUCCACUAACCCUGCCUGCCAGGUGCCCGACCUCCUGUGCGGCGACACCUACAACAUCAGCGUGGUGGCCGUCAGCCAAGACUGUAACAUUUCCGAGAGCAGCGCAGUGGAGUUAGAGAGCGGUAAAUUAUGA
Messenger RNA from Scleropages formosus (Asian bonytongue), 1830 nucleotides. RefSeq names its product fibronectin type III domain-containing protein 7-like. Gene Ontology annotation, molecular function: protein binding. The coding region runs from base 1 to 1830 and encodes 609 amino acids. The transcript is spliced from 8 exons. Lineage: Eukaryota; Metazoa; Chordata; Actinopteri; Osteoglossiformes; Osteoglossidae. The record is from RefSeq and is a predicted model, not a curated record.